CGCAGUCGUGGUGGUUGCAAUUGUAAGAUGCGGAAAAGAUGAUUAAUCCUGCUUUCGACGCGUCGCGCUCGACGCGCCAGCCAGCUAAUUCAUAAUUUUCAUUGCUUUGGGACGCGUCAUGACUGGUGAUGGCCAAAUGGAUGUUGACUCUACGCCAUUACUUGACAAGGGUAAAGGAAAGGCUGUAGGGAGAUAUGAGCCGCAUGAGGAUGAGAAUUUGCCUUGGGUAGAGAAGUAUCGACCAGUCACACUGGACGAUGUGGUUUCACACAAGGAUAUCACAACGACAAUUGUGAAAUUCAUUGAGAAGAACCGCUUGCCUCAUCUUCUAUUCUACGGUCCACCUGGGACUGGGAAGACGUCCACAAUUCUUGCAGUGGCGAGACGAAUUUAUGGAGCAGAAUACAAGAAACAGAUAUUGGAGCUCAAUGCAUCGGACGACAGAGGUAUAGAUGUAGUGCGCGAACAGAUCAAGCAAUUUGCCGAGACCCGAACAUUAUUUUCGAAAGGCUUCAAGCUCAUCAUCCUCGAUGAAGCCGACAUGAUGACACAGCAAGCUCAAGCUGCACUACGUCGUGUCAUUGAACAAUACACCAAGAAUGUGCGGUUUUGCAUUAUCUGCAAUUACGUGAACAAGAUCGCUCCGGCAAUUCAGAGUCGAUGUACGAGAUUCCGUUUUUCGCCACUGCCCAUUGCAGAGGUGGAGAAGCGUGUGAAUACCGUCGUGGUAGCUGAGAAGGUGAAUCUAACUCAGGACGGCAAAAAGGCCCUUUUAAAGCUGUCGAAAGGAGACAUGCGGCGAGCCCUUAAUGUCCUACAAGCAUGUCACGCAGCAUAUAGCUCUAUCGGAGAGACUGAAAUUUAUAACUGCACUGGAAACCCUCACCCGUCAGAUAUUGAAACCAUCGUAAACUCCAUGCUUUCCGAUGAAUUCACCACUUCUUACCAAAUGAUCUCGGCCAUGAAAACAGAACGUGGACUUGCACUGCAAGACUUGAUAUCGGGUACAUAUGAAUACGUGGAAACGAUUGAAUUCAAGCCACAGGCCCGAGUAUAUUUACUUGACUUCCUAGCUACCACCGAGCACAGAUUAUCGACCGGCGGGAGUGAGAAGAUGCAAUUAUCUGCUCUACUUGGAGCGUUCAAAAAUGCUGUAGAGCUCUCUGCGAAGUGAUACGUCGUACAAUUGAAGUACCUGACAACAACCUUCCACAAGGUUUCCUGUACCCUAAUCUAAUUUCCCGAGUUGUAUUUUGUGUCACAUUCACAAUAUCCUAGUAGAUCACCAAAUUCGAAAUUACCGCAGACGUGGCGUUCACAAUC
Suillus plorans is the source of this 1323-nucleotide messenger RNA. Its product is annotated as P-loop containing nucleoside triphosphate hydrolase protein. Gene Ontology annotation, cellular component: nucleus; Elg1 RFC-like complex; DNA replication factor C complex. Gene Ontology annotation, biological process: DNA repair; DNA-templated DNA replication. The record is from RefSeq and is a predicted model, not a curated record. Gene Ontology annotation, molecular function: DNA clamp loader activity; DNA binding; ATP binding. Lineage: Eukaryota; Fungi; Basidiomycota; Agaricomycetes; Boletales; Suillaceae. Bases 119 to 1174 code for a protein of 351 amino acids. The transcript has 8 exons.